Molecule: messenger RNA, 1050 nt
Organism: Aspergillus novofumigatus IBT 16806
Lineage: Eukaryota; Fungi; Ascomycota; Eurotiomycetes; Eurotiales; Aspergillaceae
Product: SDR family NAD(P)-dependent oxidoreductase
Exons: 4
Coding region: 1-1050 (349 amino acids)
Molecular function (GO): oxidoreductase activity, acting on the CH-OH group of donors, NAD or NADP as acceptor
Source: RefSeq, a predicted model, not a curated record
AUGUACCAUACGCAUAUUCUGCGUUCCCGCUUCCGCGGCGCAGCAGCAUCGACAUCAUGGUCCACAUUAGGCCCUCAAGCACAGCCUGCUCAUCAAGCUAAGACCAGGUUUCAUGCACAUUUCCUCAAAACCGCUCCUUUAUUAUCAAGGCCUCUCAGCGGUUGGUCAUGGUCUACCACACGGACUGGCGGUGGUCCUCCCCUCAGGUCUUCGGAAAAAUUAGCUGGUCGAACAUGUAUGAUCACAGGCGGCACAUCUGGCAUUGGAUUCGCCAUUGCAGAGCGAUUCCUCCAAGAAGGUGCCAAGCGCAUCAUUCUCGUUGGCAGAUCCCAUGAACGGCUCGUCAAAGCUGCUUCUAGAUUAGAGGCGCCUACAUCUGGGAACGCGUUCGCUGGCGUCCAGUCAAGCAGUGAUAGCAUCGUUGGCGAAGUAGCAACUAAAGCCCCAGAAACAGAUCAACAACCCCGAAACAAAGAUACGCAGGCAAAGUCACAUGGUACACUGAUCGACUCCUCGAGUAGAAUCAGUCUCCUCGUCGGUGAUAUAUCAGAAGCCGGGAAGUGGCUGCGCGAAUUGGAGAAGGCAAUGCAACCAGUCGACAUCCUCGUCAACGCUGCAGGCAUCUCCAUCUCGAACAUCCUCCCCAAACUUGAACCAGAUGAUAUCUCGCGCGUCCUUCGCACGAAUCUGGAGGGCGCAAUGCUAACCUCGCGAGCUCUCGUGCGCGCCUCGAUCCGCAGGGGCACCGGCGCGGUACCUUAUGCUGCAUCCAAGGCUGGCAUCCUUGGACUGACGCGCUCAUUGGCUGUGGAAGCUGCCCAUUCCCUCCGGGGCGUUGUAAUUCGUUCCAACGCGAUAGUUCCGGGGUAUAUAGAAACGCCAAUGAUUGCUGAUUUCAGCGAGGGCGAAACCUCCAGACUGAAAGAGAGUAUUCCUGUUCGGAGGUUUGGUACUCCGCAUGAAAUUGCGGAUGCGGCUGUGUUCCUGGCGCAGAAUGAAUACGCGAACAACUGCGUCCUCAAUCUGGACGGUGGUUUGAGCGCGUCCUGA